Saccoglossus kowalevskii is the source of this 4314-nucleotide messenger RNA. RefSeq lists its product as uncharacterized. NCBI's taxonomy places the organism in Eukaryota, Metazoa, Hemichordata, Enteropneusta, Harrimaniidae. Gene Ontology annotation, molecular function: 3-(3-hydroxyphenyl)propionate hydroxylase activity; FAD binding. Gene Ontology annotation, biological process: 3-(3-hydroxy)phenylpropionate catabolic process. The record is from RefSeq and is a predicted model, not a curated record.
AUGGUUAGCCGUUGUGACUGUGAUGUUAUCAUUAUCGGACUAGGGCCUGUCGGCGCAGUUACUGCCAAUUUGCUGGGGAAUUAUGGUCUGGAAGUGAAAGUUUUUGAGAGAGAUUUGGAAGUUUAUAACCUUGGUCCAAGAGCUGUAGCCAUUGAUGCUGAAGCCACGAGAGUUUUUGGAAUGAUUGGCUUGGAUGGUUGGCUUGACAACCAUGUGAAUAAACCGCGUAUUGGUAUAAGGACAGAUGUUCCGCCUUUUGGAACACCACUGAUAUCUAUUAAGCCGGACAACCAUCGUCGUUAUGGUUACCAAGGAGUGGCAUUGUUCAAUCAACCGCGCGUUGAACGAAUUUUAAGAGACAACUUAAAACGCUACAACAAUGUACGAGUGUACCUUGGUUUUGAGGUUAUUGACGACAGUUCCAAAGAUAGUCACGUGGUUGUAACAGUUCGCAGGCUGUCUGAUAACAAAACGCACAACUAUACAUGCAAGUAUCUAUUAGUCUGUGAAGGCGGGAGAAGCGCAACUAGGAAAAGGCACGGACUUCAGUUUGUCGGUAGCUCGUUCAAGCAGCAAUGGUUGGUGCUCGACACAGUGACGUUCGACAAGGAAUUAAAAGCGUCGUUAAAAGACCUCUGGUUCGUCACCAAUAGAAAUAACAAUAUUGCAAUAGUUUCAUUGCCUGAUGAUACCCUGCGAUUCGAAAUAUUGUUAAAUGAUGACGCUCUGGAAAACGAUGUCGUUGAAGUAAACGAGACUGCGAAUCUCAUACAGAAUCUUGGAAUUGAUUCAAAUAAACUUUAUUUUAAAAGAAGAAUUGUUUAUACUUUCCAUGCUCGACAGAUACAGCACUGGUAUGAUGAUAAAGUUGUUUUUCUUGGAGAUGCAGCCCACUGUAUGCCGCCAUUCGCUGGCCAAGGUUUAUGUAAUGGUAUCCGAGAUGCCGGUAAUUUAGCCUGGAAAGUGACCUUUGCUAUAAGAGGCACACUCUGCUUUGAAAACAUGCGAUUAAUAGGAAACCACACUUCAAAUGGGGUAGACAAAAUGCAACAAAUAAAAGUGAGCAACAAACAGUUAUUACAAUCAUUCGAAAGAGAAAGAUGCGAUGAUGUGAAAAAUAUGACAAUACGGUCAAUAAAUAUUGGUCGUUUUUUGACUCUCAGGAACCCGAUUAUUUUAACACUCAGGAACUUACUUCUUCUGUUAAUUCAUUUUCUGGGAUUCAGUUCUAAACUUAUUGUAAAACCAGUAUUACAAUUCAAAAGUGGACUUUUUGAUGACACAUGUGACGGUGCCGGUGAAUUAUUCAUCCAACCAAACGUUCUCACAUCCUCGUCCAAGACACCACUGCUGUUAGACAAAGUUCUUGGUAUUGGAUUUUCUCUUAUAUAUUACAACAAAUUUCCAGAUUUUUCCAAUCGAAUUCAGACUAAAAUUUUGAAUCCUUUGAAUGCAACAGUUUUUCAAGUUCUACCGCCAAAGAAUAUGUUCAGUCAACACAACAUUGAUGAUUCUUAUUGUAUUGGUACACGUAUCAUAAAAAUGGUCGAUGUGGAUAAGGAGUUACAUAAAUGGUUCAGAUCCAAGAAAUGUGACGUCGUUGUCCUGAGACCUGACAGGUUCAUCUAUGGUUACUGCAGUGAUAACAAUCUUCCGAUAAUGUUGGAAAAAUUGUGUUUAAUGUUGACUGGUAAAACGACGCUGGGAAACUUAUCUAGAAACAGAUCCAGGCGACGUACUUUGACUAUUGUUAUACAGCUAUGUAGCUGUGAAGACUGCACAACUAAUGACCCUUUCUGUGUAGAAUGCACAGAUAGAGUUUACGAUUCGAACAAUGAUACAUGCGCUGAGUGUAACGGCACUUAUUUUGUAUACGACGGAGUAUGUAGGCAUCUUUGUGAUAACGUAAACACCACAUCAACACCAGGGUUAAUACCUAUCAAACAAAAUAGCAUUGAACAACCUGGCGAACCUGGUUCUUUAAUUUAUCAACCAUGUCUUCCGAGAUGUCCAAUUAACUAUACACAUGAUGAGGAAAACAAUACAUGUUCAGCUGAAUGUCAUGUAGAGUGUGCUGGGUGUUAUGAACCAGGUGCAGACAAUUGCAUCAAGUGCAAGAAUUAUUUAGACACAACAGAGCUGAUAUGUGUUGCAGAAUGUGGACCAGACACGUAUGAAGAUAAUAGAAAUUACUGCAUUGGUUGUGAUGAGAGUUGUCAACUUGGUUGCCAUGGAGCAGGUCCAGAGGGCUGCAUCACAACGUCAGCCCCAACCACUACAGCGAUAUUUCUGACAACUUUGCUUACAACUAAUGCCACUACAGAGUCACCUGGUGAGGGGAUCAAUAUGUAUUUAUUAUUUGUAGGUGUAGGUGUUGGAGUUCUUUUAAUUAUCAUCAUUAUUAUUAUCAUCUGCUGCUGCUGUUGUCGUCGCAGAGAGAGUAGAGACGAAGAAAAAGAUGCAGAGGCUACAGACACGUUAAGUGGAAGUAACACAAAUUUGGUAGAUGAGAAAACAGAAACAUUUAACCCUCAAGACCAGGAAGCGGAGCCAGAUCAGCUAUAUGGGAACGUUGAUGAGAUGGGAAAUUUGACAAAUAUUCCCGAAGAUCAAACUGCUAGGAGAUUUAUUCCAACACCAUUAAAUGAACAACAUAAAUGGAAUAAUAAUACCGAAACAGAGCAUCCUUGUUCGAGAGGAGACAAGCCAACACAAAUCAUAGAUGAUCGAACCUACCAAGCCCCAGAGUUUGUGCCUGAGGAAGGAGAGAUGUAUGAGGCACCAAAUCCAAUGGAAGAAGAGGAAUACACUCCGCCUCAACCAUAUGUUGCUGAGGAAUAUGUGGAUCUUGAAACACCGACGAUGCCCAAACCAGCUGCUGACGAUGAAGAGCCUUUGUACCAGAAUGUAAAUGUGAAAUAUAAGAAUAAGAUUAAACCACCUGUGAAUGUGCCACGGAACAAAAAAAGGAAUAUUGUGCUACAGAAUACACAAGUUAGUGAACACAGAAAUGGAGACGACUUGCCAACUAGUCCUCCACCUCAGCCCCCUCAACAAGAAACAAAGACAAAAUUUAAAAAACCAGUUGUUGGAACAAAUACACUUGAAAAUAUUGAAAUGACAAAAUUUAAACCUAAGAACAAUGAUAUUCCAAGGAAAUGGGUAAAUCCACCUUUGGAAACAAAGAAAGGGUUGACAGAGCCUGAAAAUCCGCCGACCCCACCGGUUCGUAUUACCAGUGAACUUAACCCCCCGCCUCCAAUUAAGAAGCCUGUAAAUUUGCCAAAAAUUGAUUCCUCCCCACCGGCAUCACCUCCUCCACCCCCUCCGGUCGAGAAAGAAGAAACCAUCCAUAAAAAGAAGCCGCCAGGAAAGUUGGCUUCCCCAACAUGGCUUACUGCUAAUGAGAACAAAUCCCCUGUUAAAAAACAGCCAGGCAAAGUGGGUGUGCAUCCAUUAGCACAACAGUUGGAAGAGAAACCAGUCAGGAAACCAAAACCUGAAGUAAACAUAGCACAUGGUAAAGUGAAAGGGACUGCAAAAGAUUUGAACAUUCCAGUAGCUGCACUUUCGCCAAAACAACCACCACCACCACAACAACAAAAACAACCGAAUGUAAAGGGAAAAAAGAAAGUUGAGCCAAAACCAAAGCCUGUAAUGAAGAAAAAUCAAAUAAAACUCACCCCAGCUGGACUUUUCACUCAAAAGAACAAGAUGCAUAACCCUGAACCAGAAGAAGAUGACGACAUGUAUCAUGUACCUGAAGACCCAACUGAUGAUGUAUAUGAUGAUGGAAUGUCUUCACAAAACCAUCAACGAAAACAAUUACCACCAAAACCUAGAGCCCAAUACCCAGUAAAACAAUACAUGCCAGAUACUAUUGUAGAACCUGGUGAAGAAGAUUAUGAAGUUUUUGACAAUCGGGAACCAGCAAUUCCACCUCGAGUGUCAUCAGUAUCCCCGAAAAAUAAAAACGCGCUACAAGACUGGGGAGAGAAUUAUGAAGUAAUGGAGGAACCACCAACAAGGUUACCACGGAAACCGCUUCCACCCACAAAACCAUCAGCACCUAUAGAGGAGGAACAAGAAACAUAUGAAGUCACUGAUGGAAAUCAGCUAUGGGAUGACACUUAUGAAGAGGUUUCCCCAAUGGAUAAGAAACCGCAAAAUGUUGGCAGAAAAGACGUGUACCACAACUUGCCAAAUGUGGGGAGAGGCCAGAGUGACAUGGUGUACCGGAACUUGCCAGGAUCAAAUGCCCAGACAAGUCACCCAGAAGGUGGAUAUGUCAGUAUGAAAUACACUGGUAAAUAA